GGCCUCAGCGUGACGUCAGAACGCCGAGAUCAGGACGUCGAAACCAAAGGAAGACAGGAACCAGCCGGGUGGCCGAGCAGUGUUGUGGCCGUGUGGUUUUCGCUUUGCGUCGCUGCUUAACGUGUCCUGACAGUGAAAAAGCAGUCUGGCUCCCGAGGUCCACCCCUUACACCCCAAGGUCCAGAUGGCGGCCAACGUGGGUGAUCAGCGUGCCACGGAUUGGUCCUCUCAGUACAGCAUGGUGGCUGGGGCAGGCAGAGAGAAUGGCAUGGAGACCCCAAUGCACGAGAACCCAGAAUGGGAGAAGGCCCGCCAAGCCCUGGCCAGCAUCAGCAAAGCAGGAGCUGCCAGUAGUUCUGCCAAGGCCAGCAAUAAUGGGCCUGUGACCAGUGCACAAUACGUGUCCCAGGCGGAAGCCUCAGCCUUACAGCAGCAGCAGUACUACCAGUGGUACCAGCAGUACAACUACGCCUAUCCCUACAGUUACUACUACCCCAUGAGCAUGUACCAGAGCUAUGGCUCCCCUUCCCAGUACGGGAUGGCCGGCUCCUACAGCACCACCACGCCCCAGCAGCCAUCAGCACCCCAGCACCAAGGGACUCUGAACCAGCCCCCAGUUCCUGGCCUGGAUGAAAACAUGUCCUACCAGGCACCCCCCCAGCAGCUGCCAGCAGCCCAGCCCCCUCAGCCUGCAAACCCCCAGCAUGGGGCUCAUGCUUUGAGCAGCGGCCCUCAGCCCGGCACAGCCCCAGCCACACAGCACAGCCAGGCGGGGCCCACCACAGGCCAGGCCUAUGGGCCGCACACCUACACUGAGCCUGUCAAGCCCAAGAAGGGCCAACAGCUGUGGAACCGCAUGAAGCCAGCCCCUGGGACUGGAGGUCUCAAGUUCAAUAUCCAGAAGCGACCGUUUGCUGUCACCAACCAGAGCUUCAGCUCCAAUGCAGAAGGCCAGCAUAGUGGCUUUGGCCCCCAGCCCAACCCUGAGAAAGCCCAGAACCACAGCGGCCCUUCUGCCCGGGGAAACCUGUCUGGGAAGCCUGACGACUGGCCCCAGGACAUGAAGGAGUAUGUGGAGCGCUGCUUCACUGCCUGUGAGUCGGAGGAGGACAAGGACCGGACAGAGAAGUUGCUCAAGGAGGUGCUGCAAGCCCGGCUACAGGACGGCUCUGCCUAUACCAUCGACUGGAGCCGGGAGCCUCUACCAGGGCUAACCCGGGAGCCUGUGGCUGAAAGCCCAAAGAAGAAGCGGUGGGAGGCCCCUAGCAGCCUUCAUCCUCCUAGGGCGGCAGGCUCAGCGACAAGGGGUGGGGGUGCCCAGUCACAGCGAGGGACACCAGGGGCUGGGGGUGCUGGCCGAGCCCGGGGCAGCAGCUUCACCAAGUUUGGCAACCGCAAUGUCUUCAUGAAGGACAACAGCUCUUCUUCCAGCACAGAUUCCCGUUCCCGCUCCUCCUCCAGGUCCCCGACUCGCCACUUCCGCAGAAGUGACUCCCACUCGGACUCUGACAGUUCCUACUCAGGGAAUGAGUGUCACCCUGUGGGCCGCAGGAACCCGCCCCCCAAGGGCCGGGGUGGUCGAGGAGCCCACAUGGAUCGGGGCCGAGGCAGGGCGCAGCGUGGGAAGAGGCAUGAUCUAGCUCCCACCAAACGCAGCCGCAAGAAGAUGGCAGCCUUGGAGUGUGAGGACCCCGAGCGUGAACUGAAGAAGCAAAAGCGGGCAGCCCGUUUCCAGCAUGGACACUCCCGCCGCCUGCGCCUCGAGCCCCUGGUGCUGCAGAUGGGCAGUCUGGAGAGCAGCGGGGCUGACCCUGACUGGCAGGAGCUGCAGAUUGUGGGCACCUGCCCAGAUAUCACCAAGCACUACCUACGUCUCACCUGCGCCCCUGACCCAUCCACUGUGCGCCCUGUGGCAGUUUUGAAAAAGUCACUGUGCAUGGUCAAGUCCCACUGGAAAGAGAAGCAGGACUAUGCCUUCGCGUGUGAGCAGAUGAAGUCCAUCCGGCAGGACCUGACGGUGCAAGGUGUCCGCACAGAGUUCACAGUGGAGGUGUAUGAGACCCAUGCCCGCAUUGCCUUGGAGAAGGGAGACCAUGAAGAGUUUAACCAGUGCCAGACGCAGCUCAAAUCGCUGUAUGCUGAAAAUUUGCCUGGCAAUGUGGGCGAGUUCACUGCCUACCGGAUCCUUUACUUCAUCUUCACUAAGAACUCGGGAGACAUCACCACAGAACUGGCGUACCUCACUCGGGAACUGAAGGCAGACCCCUGUGUGGCCCAUGCCUUGGCACUAAGGGCGGCCUGGGCACUGGGCAACUACCACCGCUUCUUCCGGCUCUACUGUCAUGCACCCUGCAUGUCCGGCUACCUCGUGGACAAGUUUGCAGACCGGGAGCGCAAGGCUGCCCUCAAGGCAAUGAUCAAAACGUAUGUGGCGCUGAGCUCCCCUCUGACCUCUGCACUUUUGGCCCUUCUGCCUCACAGUGCCCCUUGGACACACUCACCAUCCUCAAGUCCUCUCUCCCUAGUCCUGACCUUCUCUCACACAUCUUUCUCCACUCAGCCCUCCCCAACUUGGCCCCUCUUUGCUUCUCACAGCCUCUCUCUCUCUCUCUGCAUUCUGGGUCCCUCUAUGUUUUCCUCCUCCUCCUCUCUCCAUUCUUAUCUCUGCUCCCAGGUUCCCAUCGUUCCUCCUCCCUCCAUUCUUAUCUCUCUUCCUGGGUUCCCAUCUCCACCCCGUUCUGCACUUCUCUACCUCUUGCUCACACCUGCCCAGAUCCUAGUCUGUCUCUGGGCUCUGAGCUCCCGCUCUGAGGUCUUUGUCCACCUUUCACAGGUCUCAUUAUGCUCAGCUCUAUAGAGGUAGACCAGACAGCUUUUACUCAGGUCAUUCCCAUGCAGCUCCUUUGAGAGUGCCCAGGAAUGUUUAGGGGACACAGAGGUGGGUGGCUACCCUGAGGGUAGUGCUGAAAGGCUCUCUGGCAGCCUGGCCUGCUCAGUGACAUUGUUUGCCAGACAUUGUGUGUAGCUCACCAGGGGCACCAGGGGGUUGCUCGACUCGGUUAGACACGUGGUGCCCAGUUCAGGGAUUGAGUUGACCCAGGGAAUGUCUGGAGGUGUUUUGGUUGUCAGGGCAAGGGGAUGCUACUAGAGUUGAGUGGAUAGGAGCCUGAGCUGCCACUGAACAUCUUGCAGCACACAGCCCCCACAGGCCAUCUGGCCUUAAGCAUCAGUUUUGCUGAGGUUAAGAGACCUCAAAGAGGUCAGUUGGCAGGUCUGAGGGACUUCAAGUGCCAGGCCAGCUGACCUUCCUGUGGCAGUAGUAAUCACAGGAUGAUGUGGAACUGGAGCUGGGCCAUCAGCCUGCAGAUUAAGGAACUCUGGGAUCUAGUUGUGGUCAAGCCAACUUUAGGCAGAGGAUGAGGCAGGGUAGGCCCCCAGGAGCAGAAGAGGACAGGGGGCAGUACAUGUUCAGGGCCUGGUAGAAGGAGGCAGCCAGGCUACCCAGUCCCCCUGUGGCUUCAUGGGCCCUGCAGUGGGCAGAUGUUGGGACUUCAGUGCUGCACGUGGUAUAUGGUUGGGUGAAUCAGCCUUUGGCUGGUGACAUGGCCAUGAAUGUCCCUCAUGGGUAGAGUCCUGGUUUGUCACUGGCCUUGGUCUCUCAGUGCCUUCCCACCUAAGAGGCUGGCACUACCAGUCCACGGCAGGCAUCCUUUCUCAGGGCCUAAAGCUGUGUCCUUGCAGAGGCUGCAGGCUAGGAGGUCUGGGACAUGGAGAAAGCAGACAAUCCCAGGGCUAUGACUUUGGAGCAGUGCUGGCUUCUAGUGCUUAGUUCUACUUGCUGGUUCCACACAUUUUCCCUAGUGUGUGUAAAGGGCCAGGCAGCUCGACCUGUAGAGAGGGGUUCAUCCAGUGAGUUAAUGGAGGAGGCCCUGGCGACAACUGUGUCCUUGGCACGUGUCAAGUGUUUAACCAGUAGUGUCUCUUUUUGAUAGCAGCCAGACAUUGCUGCUUUCAGAGUAUAGUGAUGAGUGCUGACCAGUACACCUUGCCUAAGCUCCACCUCGCCUAGGCUCCCAGAGGGCCUCUGACCAAGGGCAGGGGAAGCGGCAAGGGGUGGGGUUCCUGGGUGGCACUGGCAGCCCUGUUGUCCUGUCCUAUACCAUGUGGUGCUCCCUCCAUCUGGCCCCUACCCCUCAGCCAGCAGAGAAGCCUGCUGGGCCCUUCCCCUCCUGUCCCCUGUCCUUCCUGGCCCCCUGCACAGGUAAGUGAGGGUGAGGGGGGGCACAGCUGGGGUCUGGGGCCACCAACCCCACCCCGGGCCCCCCCAAGCCUGUGAGGUUGGAAGGAUGGGAGGGGGUGGAGGAGCCAGCAGAUACCAUGCUGAGGAAACCUGUGGGUACCCGAAUGGGGGGGCCUCACCCCAUGUUCGUGGGGCCCUCCCUUGCCCACUGCCCACCUCAUCAUGUUCUCCUCUUGUCUCCGUAGCUUCCGCCCUGCGCUGCCUGUCUCCUACCUGCAGGCCGAGCUGGCCUUCGAGGGCGAGGCCGCCUGCCGGGCCUUCCUAGAGCCCCUGGGCCUGGCCUACAUGGGCCCGGACAACUCCAGCAUCGACUGCCGCCUCAGCCUGGCGCAGCUGUCAGCCUUCUGAGCACCCAGCGAGGAUGGGGGUGGGGGGUAGGGGCUGUAGCCCCCCAACACCGCCUUUGCGGAUUUUUUGAGCCGUGGACUUGGGUUGUAAAUUAUUUUGUGGGAUCAGGCUCCAGGAAGGGCCACUAUCCCUGCCCCUGUUUUCCGACCGGGGAGUCUGUACAGAGAUUUUUUUCUACAUUUUUAUUUUUUGCCUCAAAGGGAUGGGAUUGGGGAAGGAGGGGGUGGGACAGUGGGGGGUGCUGGGGGCAUGGUCUGUAGGCCUGUCUGUCACCUUUCACCUCCACUAAUGCUGUCUCAGUGUUUUUUCUCUCUCUCUUUCGAGCUUGUACUCCGGUACCCAACCCGGCGCCCUGGCCCAUCCCAUGCCAGGGGGGCCAGUGGAAAGAAGACAGGCCGUCCAGCCGUGCCCGCCUGCAGCGGGGGCACCCAGCAACCAGCCCACCGCCUGCUGCCUCAUCUGCCUCAUCACAGACUCUUGUCCAGCCCUCUGGGGCCUCAGUGUGUUGGGGUGAGGGGAGCUGCCUAGAGACUGUGCCUCACCCUCCGCCCUCCACCCCAGAAAUGCCAAUGCCAGCAAGCACCACCACCACCAGAUCCACCACCACCGCCACAGCGCACUGAGGACUCCGGAGGUCAGCGCGGGACCUCGCCGGCCGGGCCGCCUCGUCUCAAGUUGUAUUAAGUUGUCUCCGUGUCCCCUCUUCCCUGCACCCCCAAUGUUUCUUCUGAUUUUUUUUUUUACCCUUUCCGUCCCUCCUCUUCCUGCUUCCUGUUCCUCCCUCGGUUCAACACAGGUAAAACGGUCACCCUCCCUCUCCACCUUCAUGGAUCACCAGCUCACUUCAUGUUCUUCUCUUUUCUUUUUGUGUGUGUUUAUUUCAGUUAUUUUUCUUUUUCCUCCCCCUUUUCUUUUUGGCCCUCCCUCCCUCUUCUGCCAUGUAACUGGAGGAUGUGCUGAGUUUGCAAACAGCUGGACUGUCGGGCUGCUUUUUUUCCAGAUGUUUUUCCUCUGCCUCCCUCCGCCCUCUUCUCCUCCCCCCCUUCCUUCAUUCUUUCUUUGGAGCACUGAGCACCAUUUGGAAGCUUGAGAGAAACCAAAAUUAAAGAGAGAGAGAGAGAG
Molecule: messenger RNA, 5770 nt
Organism: Nycticebus coucang (slow loris)
Lineage: Eukaryota; Metazoa; Chordata; Mammalia; Primates; Lorisidae
Gene: LENG8
Product: leukocyte receptor cluster member 8
Exons: 15
Coding region: 185-2857 (890 amino acids)
Cellular component (GO): nucleus
Source: RefSeq, a predicted model, not a curated record